AUGAUGGAUGAUAAGAAAGGUGAAAUAGUAUUUAAGUAUUUUAGUGAACAAUUUCGUGCUCUUAAGGAGUAUCAAAGUAAUGGAUUUGAAAGUAUUGCAAGACGCCUUGAUUCUAUUGAAAAAGAAAUAAAAUAUAUAAAAGAUAAAAUUCCAAACACCACAGGAGAAAAUUUUCAAAAAUCUGAAAAUUUUCAUAUGUUUUCUCAACUAAUUAAGGAUAUCAAGCCACCAAAUGAAGAUGUAACGCCAAAGGAGAAUAAAGAAAAUGGUAAUUUUUUUUCAAUGGAUACUGAUAGUAAUUUUUCAAAAUGUGAUAGUAAUAACAGAAUAGAAAGUUUUGAGAAACAUAUUGAAGAUUUAUCACUUCAACAAAAUGAAAAGAAGAAAAUGGACAAUUAUCCAUUUUCAUUCAACACAAUUAAAAAUAUUGAUAGUAAACUUUAUAUUAAAUCUUCUGAUGAAAAUAAACCUACUGAUAUUGGUCGUGUUUCAUGUUCACUUUUUUUUGCCAAUGGUGGAAAAUAUUUAGAAGUAAUGAAUAAAUCUACUCUUGUUAAAUCUACAAUUCGAUUAAUCAACAACAAUAUUAAUACAAUACAAAAGAAGGAUGGUAAAAAUUAUGUUGCUUUAAUUUUUCCCAUUGGCUCAUUUGAUCAUUUUGAGGGAGGAAAAUUAGAUGAAUUCUAUUUAAAAUUUUCUGACAAGGAAAAUGGUAAUAAGUUUUAUAAAAAAAUAAAGGAAUUUUGUGAAGUAUAA
Messenger RNA from Strongyloides ratti, 756 nucleotides. RefSeq lists its product as hypothetical. NCBI's taxonomy places the organism in Eukaryota, Metazoa, Nematoda, Chromadorea, Rhabditida, Strongyloididae. The coding region runs from base 1 to 756 and encodes 251 amino acids. The transcript is spliced from 2 exons. The record is from RefSeq and is a predicted model, not a curated record.